Molecule: messenger RNA, 438 nt
Organism: Homalodisca vitripennis (glassy-winged sharpshooter)
Lineage: Eukaryota; Metazoa; Arthropoda; Insecta; Hemiptera; Cicadellidae
Product: liver carboxylesterase 1F-like
Exons: 3
Coding region: 70-423 (117 amino acids)
Source: RefSeq, a predicted model, not a curated record
CACUUCCACAGGAGGUUCGGCAACAUUCAUUUCUGAAAUUAUAACGCUUGUGUCUACAUCAUUACAGAGAUGGCCUGGGCAUUAGUCUUUGGACUCGUGUUGGCUUCGUUCUAUACUGCGUCUCAUAGCCAGGACACUGUCACAGUUAAGACCAAGAGAGGAACCAUAGUCGGACUCCGAUUCAACCCCAACCCUGCCACUAACGUCUCUUACGACGCUUUUCUCGGCAUACCUUAUGGUCAGAUACCUGCCAGAUUUCAGGUCGCCGAACCCAGGCCACCCUGGAGCACGGCCAAGGACACCAAGACAGACGGGCCUGCUUGUCCUCAACCUGCCUUACCGUACAAUGAAGAUUGUCUCUACAUGAACGUUUUUACUCCUUUAGUGAGUAAAUUUAUGUGUCACCAUUUACUUUGUUUCUAAAUAGUCAAGAAUAUU